GCCAGAGCGGCGAUCGAAGGAGCCUCCUGCGCUUCGGUGCUUCCGGCUGCCCGCCCCAUGGAGCGCGCCCCGCUUGGCCCCUAGCGCGACUGGAGCCCAGCGGGGAUGGCGUCUCCCGGAGAUAUGGAGUCCGCGCCCUCCAGGGUGCCGGCCACCAAGGUGGAACUCACCGUCUCCUGCAGGAACCUGUUGGACAUGGAUACUUUCUCCAAGUCUGAUCCUGUUGUGAUUCUUUACAUCCAAGGAACAGCGGACAAGGAAUGGCGAGAGUUUGGCCGCACAGAGGUGAUCGACAACACGCUGAACCCAGAGUUUGUCCGGAAAUUUGUGCUUGACUAUUACUUUGAGGAGAAGCAGAACCUGCGUUUUGAUGUCUACAACGUGGACUCCAAGACUUGCAACCUUCCCAAAAGUAAGGGCUUCCUAGGACAGGCCUACAUUGCCCUGGGUGAGGUCAUCGGCUCCCCAAGGGGUCGCCUGGAGCGGUCCCUCACGUGAGUCAUCAUCAUCGUUUAUGCUUUUAAUUAUUUCAUA
This is a messenger RNA of Lacerta agilis (Sand lizard), 534 nucleotides long. Its product is annotated as copine-9-like. Gene Ontology annotation, molecular function: calcium-dependent phospholipid binding. Lineage: Eukaryota; Metazoa; Chordata; Lepidosauria; Squamata; Lacertidae. The record is from RefSeq and is a predicted model, not a curated record. The transcript has 7 exons. Gene Ontology annotation, biological process: cellular response to calcium ion. Bases 106 to 498 code for a protein of 130 amino acids. Gene Ontology annotation, cellular component: plasma membrane.